This is a messenger RNA of Symbiodinium pilosum, 918 nucleotides long. NCBI's taxonomy places the organism in Eukaryota, Dinophyceae, Suessiales, Symbiodiniaceae. The record is from the annotation of a GenBank genome assembly.
AUGAAGUCCAGAAAUCCGAAACCCAAAGAAUGCCGCUGGGCUGUGGCCCGAGGUUACGCGUGCCGGCGCUUGGCAGACCCAGUUGACAGGGCAUGGUUCUCCGAGCUCCCUGCCCGCGCCCAUCGCCGCGUGCGCGAACUCUUCCUGUGCCUUGAAUACUGGCCUGUAGCUGGUGCAUCCCUGAAUGGUGUCUAUCUCCGACUAACGCUGCCAGCCGGCCGCGGUACGCAACUCCGGCAAUGUCUCGCGGGUUUGGGAGCGCGAGCGCAACUGGAUGUCCCAGGUUUGGCGGCCGCCUUGGAGGCCUUGCUGCGAGGACAGUGUCGGCUGCCUGAGACGUUCGCCCGUGUCUACACAGCGGUAGACACGCUGGAGACCACUGCGGGUGCAGGCAUCGACGCUCCCGACAACGCAGAAGUUCGAAACAGAUGCCCCAAAGACGGGAGACUAGCUGACGUGAAAGGCAACUCCCAUAGCGCCGCCACUGAAGAAGUGCUCCAGCGUUCCAUCUUCCAUCCAGCCGCUUGGUCAUGGUUGGAUAUCGCUGCAGAACAGUUUACUUGGGAUGAUGAGCUGCGAGCACUAAGUGAAGAGGAGGCCGCCGUGAAGGCAGAAAGGUGUGUUUGGGAGUUGCCUCAGAAUUUGCUUGUGGCCCAGUGCUGUGACCUUCUCGUCCUUGGCGACGUCUAUGCGCGCCACGGGGAGGUGCAGCUGAAGCGAUACUUUGAGGCUCGGGGCGUGCCUGUGGCCCCAGACUCUGCUGAGGCCAGCAAAAGGAACUGGAUCCUGGGCCAUGCUCAGCAACUUCCUGACUUUGCGCAGGCCUACAUGAAGAUUAGGAAGAACUUGCUCCUUGCUGCAGAGGACCCGGCCCUCUCCCAAAAUUAUCGAGGGACAUCAGAAUUCAUGGAAGACUGA